Messenger RNA from Ramularia collo-cygni, 1659 nucleotides. RefSeq names its product related to YBL089w. Gene Ontology annotation, cellular component: endoplasmic reticulum. The record is from RefSeq and is a predicted model, not a curated record. The coding region runs from base 1 to 1659 and encodes 552 amino acids. Gene Ontology annotation, biological process: amino acid transmembrane transport. The transcript has 3 exons. Lineage: Eukaryota; Fungi; Ascomycota; Dothideomycetes; Mycosphaerellales; Mycosphaerellaceae. Gene Ontology annotation, molecular function: amino acid transmembrane transporter activity.
AUGGCCAAAGACGACACAACCGCCCAAGAGGCUGCGCGCAACCCCAACAGCGAAGAACACGAAGCAGUGCGAUUGCUGCAGCAGGAGCAAGACAAUGAUGAUUCGCCUGAUGAAGACCUAGAAUUAGGUUCGAAGCCGCCAUCGCCAGCGAAGCGCAAUGGCAAUACACAUCCGGGUAUACCGCCGCGAAGGCAGUCCUCAUUUGCUCAGAUUCGGCCUAAUGGGACACCCCGGACACCGCACAGAGUACGCUUCAAUGUGGAAGAGCCACAAGAGCAGCAUGGCGGAGGACACGUCGAGGAGGAUUGGAUGGAUGAUGAGGACUAUAUGAAUGGCAAUUCGACUUCGRAAUAUCAGCGAGCCCCUCUCCUGACUGGCAUCGAGGCUCCCAGUGUCUCCGUGGCCAACGAUCUUGAUCUCGCGGAGCUGGAGUCUUCGCGGCCAAAGAGUGGCUUGCGCAGUGCCUUUAUGAACAUGGCCAACAGCAUUAUUGGUGCUGGGAUCAUUGGACAACCAUACGCUUUCAAGCAGGCUGGACUGCUCACGGGAGUUCUACUGUUAAUUGUUCUGACUAUCACGGUCGACUGGACGAUCCGUCUUAUUGUUACCAACUCGAAACUGAGCGGCGCCAACUCAUUCCAGACAACGAUGGAGCACUGCUUCGGUAAAUCAGGAUUGGUGGCAAUAUCUGUCGCUCAGUGGGCCUUUGCAUUUGGAGGAAUGGUUGCUUUCUGUAUUAUUAUUGGGGACACGAUUCCAAGAGUCCUCGGGGCCAUGUUCCCCGGUCUGUACGACAUCCCGAUUCUCUGGCUUCUCACAGAUAGGAGGGCUAUCAUCGUUCUUUUCACGUUGGGCAUAUCGUACCCACUAUCUCUAUACCGGGACAUUGCAAUGCUUGCGAAAGCUAGUACAUUGGCCCUCAUCAGUAUGGUCGUAAUCAUAAUUACAGUGAUCACGCAAGGUCCGAUGAUGCCGGCGGAGUCGCGUGGACAGCUCAAAGGCAGCUUGCUCGUCAAUGGCGGUGUCAUCCAGGCCAUUGGAGUGAUUUCCUUUGCAUUUGUCUGUCAUCACAACAGUCUGCUCAUUUAUGGCUCGCUCAGGACACCAACCAUGGACCGCUUCGCCAAAGUCACGCACUACUCAACCGGCGUCUCAAUGCUGGCAUGUCUCGUAAUGGCGCUGACUGGCUAUCUGUGCUUCGGCGAUCGAACCCAGGCCAACAUUUUGAACAAUUUCCCUUCGGACAACAUCAUGGUCAAUAUUGCACGACUCUGCUUUGGCCUCAACAUGCUCACCACCCUCCCACUCGAAUGCUUCGUCUGUCGUGAAGUCAUGACACUCUACUACUUCCCAACAGAACCCUUCCAGCCCAAUCGCCAUUUGAUUUUUACGACCUCACUCGUCACGGGAGCGAUGGGCAUGGCACYCCUCACCUGCGAUGUUGGCAUUGUUUUCGAGCUUGUGGGCGCAACGAGCGCCUGUGCUCUUGCGUACAUCCUCCCCCCGCUGUGCUAUGUGAAGCUUGCGAAGAGAAAGACCUGGGAGACUUAUGCUGCGUAUGUAUGCAUCGUGUUUGGAUGCUUUGUCAUGGGCGUGAGCUUAGUGCAGGCUGGGGCUAAAAUGGUGAGAGGUGAAGGCGGAAUGUCAAGUUGCAGUUAG